Messenger RNA from Alexandromys fortis (reed vole), 1775 nucleotides. It is a transcript of the gene Fbxw4, whose product is annotated as F-box and WD repeat domain containing 4. Gene Ontology annotation, cellular component: SCF ubiquitin ligase complex. Lineage: Eukaryota; Metazoa; Chordata; Mammalia; Rodentia; Cricetidae. Gene Ontology annotation, molecular function: protein binding. Gene Ontology annotation, biological process: SCF-dependent proteasomal ubiquitin-dependent protein catabolic process. The record is from RefSeq and is a predicted model, not a curated record. The coding region runs from base 44 to 1753 and encodes 569 amino acids. The transcript is spliced from 9 exons.
GCGGGGGCCUGGGCCCGCGCCGCCCCAUGUGACCCGGUCAGACAUGGUGUCGCCUCCUCUCGAGGAGGCAGCGGCGUCUUCGGCUCCGCUGCGCGUCGAGCCGGCCCUGCGGCCGCUCAUGGGCAGCCAGGGCCGCUCGGGUUCCCCCGGGAACCGCGGGCCCAGGGAAAGCGAGGGCGGGGAGGCGAGGGUCGCACGGGGAAAGCGAGGAAAGAGGAAGGGGAAAGCGGGCACCGGGCACGGCGGAAGAGGAAGCGGGGCGGAAGGGAAGCCGGGCCUGCAGCCGGCGAGGAAGACAGCGGGGCCGGGGGCUGAGGCGGGCCCGGGGCAGGAAGGAGAGGAGGGCGCAGGCGUGGAGGAAGGACCGAGAAGCUCCGGGAAGCGGGAUGAGGGGAGCGCAGGCCCAGGGAAGGAGGAGGAACGGAGGCUCGGGGCCGAGCGGCGGGAGGACGGCAGCCUGGAGAGAGCACGGGAGCGUGGGUGUCAGGCGUGGGGCGGCAUCCCGGGGACCCGGACGGCCAUGGCGGCGGCCGGCGACGAGGAGGCGACGGCGGCGGCUGCGGAGCCGUCCUGUCGUCCGGCCGCGGGGCCCGCGUUCUGGCGCCUGCCGGAGGAGCUGCUGCUGCUCAUCUGCUCCUACCUCGACAUGCGGGCCCUCGGCCGCCUGGCUCAGGUGUGCCGCUGGCUGCGGCGCUUCACCAGCUGCGACCUGCUCUGGCGCCGGAUAGCCCGGGCCUCGCUCAACUCCGGCUUCACGCGGCUCGGCACCGACCUGAUGGCCAGCAUUCCAGUAAAGGACCGAGUGAAGGUGUCUCAGAACUGGAGACUGGGCCGCUGCCGAGAGGGGAUUCUGCUGAAGUGGAGAUGUAGGCAAAUGCCCUGGAUGCAGCUUGAGGAUGCUUCUCUAUACAUAUCUCAGGCUAAUUUCAUCCUGGCCUACCAGUUCCGCCCAGAUGGUGCCAGCUUGAACCGUCGGCCCUUCAGAGUCUUCGCUGGGCAUGAUGAGGAUGUUUGUCACUUUGUGCUGGCAAACUCGCACAUCAUCAGUGCAGGAGGAGAUGGGAAGAUUGGUGUUCAUAAGCUCCAUAGCACCUUCACUGUCAAGUACUCGGCUCAUGAGCAGGAGGUGAACUGUGUGGACUGCAAAGGGGGCAUCAUUGUGAGCGGCUCCAGGGACAAGACGGCCAAGGUAUGGCCUUUGGCUUCAGGCCGGCUGGGGCAGUGCUUACACACCAUCCAGACUGAAGACCGAGUCUGGUCCAUUGCCAUCAGCCCGUUACUCAGCUCUUUUGUGACAGGAACAGCUUGUUGUGGGCACUUCUCACCUCUGAGGAUCUGGGACCUCAACAGUGGACAGCUGAUCACACAUCUGGGCAGUGAUUUUCCCCCAGGGGCCGGGGUGUUGGAUGUCAUGUAUGAGUCCCCUUCUACACUGCUGUCCUGUGGUUAUGACACCUAUGUUCGCUACUGGGACCUCCGCACAAGUACCCGGAAAUGUGUCAUGGAGUGGGAGGAGCCCCAUGACAGUACCUUAUACUGCCUGCAGACAGAUGGCAACCACCUGCUGGCCACAGGUUCCUCCUACUAUGGUGUUGUGCGGCUGUGGGACCGGCGCCAAAGGGCUUGCCUGAACGCCUUCCCACUGACGUCGACUCCGCUCAGCAGCCCUGUGUACUGCCUGCGACUCACCACCAGGCAUCUCUAUGCUGCGCUGUCCUACAAUCUCCACAUCCUAGACUUUGAGAACCCAUGACCAAGUGCCCUGCCUCUGGGUC